Molecule: messenger RNA, 798 nt
Organism: Penicillium odoratum
Lineage: Eukaryota; Fungi; Ascomycota; Eurotiomycetes; Eurotiales; Aspergillaceae
Exons: 2
Coding region: 1-798 (265 amino acids)
Biological process (GO): chromatin remodeling
Cellular component (GO): Ino80 complex
Source: RefSeq, a predicted model, not a curated record
AUGGCUCCCGCUGGCUCUACUACCAACGGUCGCUCCAAUCGCGCCAGCACCUCUAAGAUCACCCCCAACUCCUUAGUGGUGACUUUGAAACUGUCUCCAGAGGCUCUCCAGCAAGUUCUAGGAGAGACCUUCGACAGCCACUCCCCCAAAGCCAACCUUCUCAAGGGCGAACGCUCCUCACCGGCCUCCUCCGAAGCCCCUGCUGUCCGUCCCUCAUCUGCCGGCAAUGGAUCUGAUGCCGACGCAGCUUCAACACCCGCCGGAGAAACUCCAGGGGACACCCCGCGCCGGAAGGGAGUCCCAGGUCCUAAGCCGGGCAACAAACGGACAAAUGGACAGGCCGAUGCCGCGUCGCGUUCACGAGGCAGACCAGGACCGAAAAAGAAACCCCGAGUUGAGGAAGGCGGCGACGCUAGCAAACCGGCAGCCAACCACCGUAUCGGACCGAAGGCCAACACCGGCGCCAUCAAUGCUGGCCUACGUGCUCUCGACCGUACCGGCGCUCCAUGUCGCAAAUGGGACCGACAGCCGUUGAAACUACGCAGUUUCACCGGAGUUGCCUGGCAGCUGCCUGCCUGGCAUACCUUCAGAUCAUCACACAUGGACUCCGACUCGAACAAGGAUGGUAUUCUCGAGAGCGGAGACAGUGACUCCAAACCCUCCUUAGCCGUCCCAGGCCCUGAUACCCUCAAUGGUAGCAGUGCGGUACCAAGUGAAAAGAGUGCUGGUGACGAUGUCACUCCUGCUCCGUCCAAUCUGGUUGAGCCCUCGUCGCCGGCGAUUGCCAUGACCGCAUGA